GCUGCCAUCGCUCAUUUCUACUGUGAAACCGAUAUCUUUAUCAAUCCAAAUGCUGUUUUCAAAGAGGUGCAUCGUAUUCGUCGUCGCAGCUCUUAUUCAGCUCACGGCUACUCUCCCUGUUUGUGCCCUUCCUUUCCUUGUCUGGUUUCUAAGAUUCCGCGCUCACUGUACGGUUCAGGUAUCUCGGCCGAAUGUCGCUAUCAGCAGAGAGUCAGAAUCAAACGUCAGUCCAACCACAUAUCAAUUCGGGGGAGGUGGAAGCGGAGGAGGUCCCGAUUGGUGAACCGUUUACCUCUGGCUUUUCGUGAUGACUUUGACUCGAUAUCUGCGGGCGCUGCGCUCCACAUCCAUUCCUACAUUUUUUUGAUUUCUUUGCAGUAUUCGAUAUCGUCGUAAUCACACCCUCUUUGACAUAUAUAACUACGUUGUUGGUGGGAGAAACUACAAUUACAUUCUGUAUUCAAAUAUGUAUUCCGCCGUUGAACUUUUCUUUUCUAUAUCACUGUCCUUCUUCACUUUUGGCUGUUUAUGAUCAACGUGUGGUGAUUUAGGCGUUGAUUUGUUUGGUUUCUUAACUUGGUUUGCUUCUAUUUGUGCUUAGUGCUUGAAUCCCAGUCAGAAUCGUGUAAGACCACGCACUGCGAAAAAACUCUUAUGCAUGUCGCAAAAAUCCGUUUUUCAUGAUUUGGCCGAACGCGGCAUGAUAAUGUUGUAAGAAAUUUGGAUAA
Molecule: messenger RNA, 728 nt
Organism: Serpula lacrymans var. lacrymans S7.9
Lineage: Eukaryota; Fungi; Basidiomycota; Agaricomycetes; Boletales; Serpulaceae
Exons: 3
Source: RefSeq, a predicted model, not a curated record